UUUCCACUGAGAACAGCAAAAUUAUGGCAGAAAAUAUUUCUCUAAAAAUGCUAACACUGACGUCACAAUUGCAAUUUUUGUCUCUUCCAAUACACAAAAUAUAAAACAGAUAAAAUUACAUUGUCAAAAAUUACAUAACGCAGUAUGACGUCAUUCUGAAGGUUUUCAGAAAAAUAUUUGGCGAAUUUUUUCCAGGUAAUCUUAGAGUGGAAAAUGAAAUGUCUAAUUGGGAUUUCUGAUUCUCUUUUAAAGUAGAAAGUAUAUGAACUCCUUUGGUUAAAUAUUAGCAAAAGUGCAAUGAUAAGUUUACCAAAGUUACGCGACCUAUAUAUUUUUUCAGUGUACCAAUUAAAUGAGAAAAACUUAGAAUGCAAAUAAAUUAAGUUUUAAUUUUAAAAAUGCAAAAAGUAAUAAGGAAAAUAAAAGGUCCGUAAGAAAUGUAUACAAAGGCACAGAAACGGCUCUCAGGUAUAACAUACAAAAUUUCGAUAAGAAAUCGAUAAUGCAAUUUUCAAAAUAGUUAAAAGUUUCUUGUACGAAAAGUUUGAUUUUAGUUUCAGCGCCUCUUACGGUCAUUUUAAGAAGUUGUAAUGUUCUAAGAUACUACUUGUAGAGUUUCACGAACCACUAUAUAAUACGUAUUAGUUAAGAAUGUCGUUAAUCAACAAUUAUAAUGCAAAAAUGAAUUUAUUCCAAGACAUGAAUUUUUAGCAAUUAAUCUUAAUCCGAAGCCUAUUUUAUCUCUGAAUGUUUCGUAAAAAAAAACACUUUUAUAUUGCCUUAAAAAAAUUUCAGGGUUAUGCAUGCAUACCCUCAGAAUUUUAUUUUUUGUACGAUUAGUUAGAUAAAAUGUCGUUAAACGAUUUAACAACGACCAUCUGCUCUUACAUUUGAAAAAUAUAUAUUUAACGAGGGGUUCAUUUUGUAUAUCUGCUGCACCUUUUUAACGGCCGUAUUUUACUUUUUCAUCGUUAUUCACAUAAAUCAUUUCCCAUUUUACAUCGUUAUUCCUUUAAUAGGCUUUUGUAAAAAGAAUACAUAAAUUAAAAAAACUCAUAAAUUAAUUAAAAUUUAUGUUGGUUUUAUUUUCUGCGAAUUCUGUCAAUUAGAUUUUUUUAAAUAGCUCUUACAUUUUCUUUGAUUAAUCAUGAAGGAAAUUGUGAAUUUCUGUGGAAAACAGAUUAUAUCUCAAAUCUACUAUAUGCGUAUACACACAUUACGGAUUUCGAGCUUUCGUUAUAUAGAAUCGUAUGGAGGGGUACUAAUGGGAUGUUUGUAAUUGAAAAAAAAAUUGAUAAAUUAGUUCACAUGAUAUGAUUUUUUCGUGUAUUGUGAGAAAUAAUUUAAUACGAAUUAGUUUUGUGUAUAUUAGCACAAGUAUGAGUGUAUGAUGAUCAUAAGGGCAAGAUUGUAUGAGAAGUACAUAAAAUACAUAGCGGACUGAAAAAUUCCCCCCACCAUUGAGAAAAGUGCUCAUAAAACGAAUAAUGUCUCAAGCGACAAGCUGAAUGGUUGAAAUGAAAACGCCGCUUAUAAAUUGAAAGCAUGUGAAGUCCGAGGCUUCAUUCACGAGUUGUCUGCCGUUGGGAACACUUGUUCGUUUCAAGAGCAAAAGAAAACGCAAAAUUCUAUCGCUUCCGAUUGUUCUUAUUCAUUUGCUUGUGUUACAUUGAAGAAUUGUAAAAGUGAUUUUAAUUUUUUGGUGCUAAGCAAAUAACAAAGCUUCCUUUAAAAAAGAAUUUACUUACACGGUUAAGGUAAAAAAAACUUCCGUAUAAAAAAAAUGGAGAAAAUCCCGCAAUUGUGUCUAUUUCUACUGAUUGGACUGGCUAUUAGUUCAACAACAAAUGGUGCAUCAAUCUUGAAUAAGAGGGGUGUGGCCGAAAGUGAAGCUCCAAAGCCAAAAUAUUGUCAAAACAACUCACCGUGUGGCUGGGGUAUUUACACACCAUUUACACGACAAGUAGACUACUUCAUGAAGAAUACAUGCGUCUGUGAGGAGCACAAGCAGUGCGUCCGUACAGAUGAUGAUCUCUCCGUAAGUGCCUACGUGUACAGAUGCAGGGACCUUGGGCAGAGGAAGAAAGUUGACAAUUCCUGAAGAUUCUCUCCUUAAUGCUUUUCUAUCGAGAUAGGAAGUGAAAUAAGACAAAUUGUCUCCUUUAGUGCCAUUCUCUUCAUGAUACAAAAAAAAUCUACACACACAAAAAAAAUAUAAGAAAAAGAAACAGAAAAUUCAUUUCAUUUAUAAAAUUACAAUAAAUUAAUAAAAUAAAAGGUUAUAAAAAAAAGAAUUUAGGGUGCAUAAGCAUAUAGGCAAGUGCAAUUUAUUAGUUUUAUACAUACAAACAUAUUUUCUCCUCCAUAACUGCAUAAACUUCUAUUUAUGGCCAAUGUACUCUGACAUUUUGUAUUUUUUUUAAUAAUAUAAUUUAAAAAAAAAUUAAAUUAUAAUAUAUGAUAAAUUGGAUUUACUAAUUUUAUUUAAUUUAAUCGGAUCACAUAGACAUGUAAAACAAUAAAAGAAAACUGACACAAGCAUAAAAGAAAACUUGUUACAUUUAAUAUGUACUAAAAAAAACAUAUUUAAAGAUCACAAAAAUUGAUAUCUCAUGAGAGAGGUCCUGUUCCUUCCUACUUAUUAGUACUUUAUUUAGUUUUGUUAGAAUUUUAAUAAUUUUUGUAGUUAUAUCAGCAGCAUUAGGCUUAGCCCAAUUAGCUUUUAUGCGUGUAAAAUCUUUCUUAAACAAUAUUUGUUUUGAGCUCUAUGACCAAUUUAGUAAAUAGAUAAUCAUUUUAUAUUCUAAAUUAUAUUUUAGGGUUUAAUUAAAGAAAAAAAAUAUUGCAGUUUACAUAGAAACAGUAUUUGUUUUCACAAACAUCUAUAUUUCAUUUAACACCCUCAAAACAAUAAACAAAUAAUUUUUAUAUUUUGAAAAAAAGUAGAUUACAAAAUAAAACAAUUUAAAUUGAAACAUUUUAUUUAAAUAAAUCCUCAGUAUUGUCAUCCAUAAACAUAAAAAAAAUAAACGUAAUAUUUUGAAAACUUACCAUCUACAAUGUUUGAUUUGUCACAUUGCUCGGGAAUUAACAGAAAAUUCAACAACAACAAAAUGCCGAAGAAGUGAAGAAAACAUAAAUUGUAACAAUCAUAUAAAAAGAAAUAAAAAAAAUUAUGAAUUAA
Messenger RNA from Lutzomyia longipalpis, 3184 nucleotides. RefSeq lists its product as uncharacterized. NCBI's taxonomy places the organism in Eukaryota, Metazoa, Arthropoda, Insecta, Diptera, Psychodidae. The transcript is spliced from 2 exons. The record is from RefSeq and is a predicted model, not a curated record. Bases 1784 to 2101 code for a protein of 105 amino acids.